UGAGUGGCUUCGAAAGUCGGACGUGGCGAAAGUUCUGUCGAAUUGAUUUGAUAACAGCGUAGAACAACCAGCAACAGGCAACCAGCAACAAACAUCGGCAAUCGAGGGCACGGCGGCAAAAUCAUCACCCCCACUUUCAGAAAAAAGCAUUGCCACGCCCUAAGGAGCGCUUCAAGAGGCGCACCGGCCCCACCAUUCCCAUGCCAGCCCGCAAGGGGCUGCUAGCGCCCCAGAACACAUUCCUCGACACAAUCGCCACGCGGUUCGAUGGCACCCACUCGAACUUUGUGCUCGGCAAUGCGCAGGCAAAUGGCAAUCCAAUUGUUUAUUGCUCGGAUGGGUUCGUGGAUUUGACAGGAUAUUCACGCGCGCAAAUUAUGCAAAAGGGCUGCUCAUGUCAUUUCCUUUACGGACCGGAUACGAAGGAGGAGCACAAGCAGCAAAUCGAGAAAAGCCUCUCCAAUAAGAUGGAACUGAAGCUGGAGGUUAUUUUCUACAAGAAGGAAGGUGCCCCAUUCUGGUGCUUGUUCGACAUUGUGCCCAUCAAGAACGAAAAGCGGGAUGUGGUGCUCUUUCUGGCCUCCCACAAGGACAUCACGCACACCAAGAUGCUGGAGAUGAAUGUGAACGAGGAAUGUGAUAGCGCUGCCCUUUUGGGGGCGCGGUUCCGGGCCGGCUCGAAUGCCGGCAUGCUGGGUCUGGGCGGACUGCCCGGCCUGGGCGGACCGCCGGCCAGCGACGGGGAUGCGGAGGCGGGGGAGGGCAACAACCUGGACGUUCCCGCCGGCUGCCACAUGGGCCGCCGGCGCAGCAGGGCGGUCCUCUACCAGCUUUCCGGGCACUACAAGCCGGAAAAGGGCGGUGUCAAGACCAAGUUGAAACUGGGCAAUAAUUUUAUGCAUUCGACGGAGGCGCCGUUUCCGGAGUACAAAACCCAGUCGAUAAAAAAGUCACGCUUGAUUCUGCCCCAUUACGGGGUGUUCAAGGGCAUCUGGGACUGGGUGAUUCUGGUGGCCACCUUCUACGUGGCCCUAAUGGUGCCCUACAAUGCCGCGUUCGCCAAAGCGGAUCGCCAGACAAUGGUAUCGGAUGUGAUUGUGGAGGCGCUCUUUAUUGUAGAUAUUCUGCUAAACUUCCGCACCACCUUCGUUUCCCGCAAAGGCGAGGUUGUCUCCAAUUCGAAGCAGAUUGCCAUCAAUUACUUCCGAGGAUGGUUCGCCCUGGACCUUCUGGCCGCGCUGCCCUUUGAUCACCUGUACGCCUCCGAUUUGUACGACGGCGAGGAAUCGCACAUCCAUCUUGUGAAAUUGACUCGACUGUUGAGGCUCGCUCGCCUGUUGCAAAAAAUUGAUCGAUACUCGCAGCACACGGCCAUGAUACUGACAUUGCUGAUGUUCUCCUUCACGCUGGCCGCCCAUUGGCUGGCCUGCAUCUGGUAUGUGAUAGCGGUCAAGGAGUACGAGUGGUUCCCCGAGAGCAACAUCGUAUUCUUCACAGGUUGGCUGCAGCUUUUGGCGGAAAGGAAAAACGCUUCCGUGGCCAUUUUGACCACGGCGGAAACGUAUUCCACGGCCCUAUACUUCACCUUCACCAGUCUCACUUCCGUGGGAUUUGGCAACGUUUCGGCGAACACCACUGCCGAAAAGGUCUUCACCAUCAUCAUGAUGCUCAUUGGCGCUCUGAUGCACGCCGUGGUCUUCGGUAACGUGACUGCCAUCAUCCAAAGGAUGUAUUCGCGCCGCUCGCUAUAUGAGAGCAAAUGGCGCGACCUAAAGGACUUUGUGGCCCUGCACAAUAUGCCCAAGGAGCUGAAGCAGCGCAUCGAGGACUACUUCCAGACCUCCUGGUCACUCAGCCAUGGCAUUGACAUAUACGAGACGCUACGCGAAUUUCCCGAGGAGCUGCGUGGCGACGUCUCCAUGCAUCUACAUCGUGAAAUAUUACAGCUGCCAAUAUUCGAGGCGGCCUCUCAGGGCUGCCUGAAACUUUUGUCCCUGCACAUAAAGACGAACUUCUGUGCGCCCGGGGAGUAUCUGAUCCACAAAGGCGACGCCCUCAACUACAUCUACUAUCUGUGCAACGGAUCCAUGGAGGUGAUCAAGGACGACAUGGUGGUGGCCAUUUUGGGUAAGGGCGACCUCGUGGGUUCCGACAUCAACGUGCACCUGGUGGCCACCAGCAACGGCCAGAUGACCGCCACCACCAACAGUGCUGGCCAGGAUGUAGUCGUCCGCAGCAGCAGCGACAUUAAGGCGCUCACCUACUGCGAUCUGAAGUGCAUCCACAUGGGCGGUCUGGUGGAGGUGCUGCGUCUGUACCCGGAGUACCAGCAGCAGUUCGCCAACGACAUUCAGCACGAUCUCACCUGCAACUUGAGGGAGGGCUACGAGAACCAGGACUCCGAUAUUGGACCCUCGUUUCCGCUGCCCAGCAUCAGUGAGGACGAUGAAAACCGCGAGGAGGCCGAGGAAGGUGGCAAGGCGGAGAAGGAAAAUGGGGCAGGACCACCAAGUGGUGCCUCCCCUCUGCACAAUUUGAGCAAUUCCCCCCUCCACGCAGCUCGUUCUCCACUUCUGGGCAUGGGCAGUCCCAGGAAUCAGCGGUUGCACCAGCGGGGCAGGUCCCUGAUUACUUUAAGGGAAACGAACAAGAGGCACAGGACUCUGAAUGCGGCCUGCAGCCUGGAUCGCGGAUCCUUCGAGGAACCGGAACCCCUGGAGGAGGAGCAGCAGUCGGGCGGGAAGAGACCCUCGCUGGAGCGACUGGACUCCCAGGUGUCCACCUUGCACCAGGAUGUGGCCCAGCUCAGUGCCGAGGUUCGCAAUGCCAUCAGUGCUCUUCAGGAGAUGACCUUCACCUCCAACGCCAUGACUUCCCACAGUUCCCUCAAGUUUCCACCGGCCAGGUCCAUUCCCAAUAUCAGUGGAGUGGCGGCCACAAGAUCGGGCGAUGCAGUGGAUCUGGGUCUAAUGGGUGGGGUUUUGGGUGCCGCAGAAAUGGCGGCCAUGCAACGCAGUUCCUCGCAUCCUCCCGAAGUUUGGGGCAGGGAUGUCCAGCUGCCAUCAAGUACUGCGGCCAGUUCAAAGGCUCCUUCCCCCGUGGAGCCCAAAAAGAGUAUGACCAGCAGGAGCUGUCAGACGGACUUCUAUCGCAUCGAUUUCCCCACCUUCGAGCGCUUUGUUCUGGCCAAUCCCCGCCUGGUUUUGGGUCUCCUCGGCAUCGAACCCGCCAUCAAAAACGAAAUGGAUCUCCUGCAGCAGAAGCAAACGCUGCAGAUAUCACCUUUGAAUACGAUAGAUGAGUGUGUUUCCCCGGCGGAUCCCAAUCUGGCCAGUUCCAAGGAGAGGCUGAUCACCUCAUCGGCGGCUCCAUCGCCGGGACGAAUUUACCCGCCCCUGGAUGAUGAGAACUCCAAUGACUUUCGGUGGACAAUGAAACACUCAGCCAGCCAUCAUAGUUGCUGCAAGAGCACGGAUGCCCUGCUGAGUCCGGAGGAGCAGCCCCAAGCCUCCGUUCUGCCAGGAGAGGUGACUCCUGCGCCGCCUGUCCAGGAAACUAGAUCAUCGAAGAGGAGCAUUCGCAGGGGCACGAGUGGCAGCAACUCCAGCCUGUCCAGCAGCAGUUCCAGCUCGAACAGCUGCCUGGUGUCGCAGAGCACCGGCAACCUGACCACCACCAAUGCCUCGGUGCACUGCAGCAACAGCACCCAGAGCGUGGCCAGUGUGGCGACCACGAGAAGGGCCUCCUGGAAGCUGCAGCACUCGAGGAGCGGGGAGUACCGGCGACUGUCGGAGGCCACCGCCGAGUACUCUCCUCCGGCGAAGACGCCGCUGCCCGUGACCGGAGUGAGCUACGGCGGGGAUGAGGAGGAGAGCGUGGAGCUCCUCGGACCGCGAAGGAACUCCAGACCCAUCCUGCUGGGUGUGAACCAGAACCAGGGUCAGGGACAGGCCAUGAACUUCCGCUUUUCGGCGGGGGAUGCCGACAAACUGGAGAAGGGUCUGCGGGGACUGCCCUCCACUCGCUCCCUUCGAGAUCCCAGCAGCAAGUAGGCGGAGGAAGAUACCCAGAAACCCAAGGAAGUCUUUCACAUGCAAACCGCCGUGCGUGAUUUAUGCCCUAAUUAAUACUGAAACACAAAGACGCUUGUACAUUUAAUAUCUCUAAGAUACACACACACACACACGAGUUUGGUUGUUCAUCUGUUUCCCCCCUAGAUUUAUCGAAAAUACCCACACAUAUUGUGAAGCAUAUCAGAGUAGCCCCGAAAAUAUAUCUAACAAGCCCAAGGAAAUAUUUUUGUAAGGCUAAGCAGUCGUAAUGAGAUAUAUGUAUAUUUUCCUAACAAAUCAGCUAAGGAUAUACCCACUCAGAAUACAUGAAAACAUAUGUCAGCGGAAGUACAAAGCUAAGAGACCUCCGAUUAAAGUAAAAACGAGUAUAUCUUGCUUAGCAACAGAAUAUCAGAAUAUCAUUGACACUUACAAAAAUGGUGAAAUGCUAGUUAAGUUGAAUCAGCCUGAAAUUUACUGGGAUAAAGUUGUGGCGUGAUCUUUAGUUCUGUAGAAUCAGAGGCUCUUAAGAGAUCUAAAAAUCUUAUUCUAAAGCAUUGUUAAAUAUUGCUUUUAAAUCUCUUGAGGCUUUUGUCACAGAACAAAGGACUUGUUUUCAAUUAAUUUAAGUCUGGAAUUACGGCAUAGUUAGACAAGCUCAAUGACAGGAGUUUCAAACGGGGAUUCAACAGAUUUGUAGACAUUUAAGCUGUACAUUCAUUCUAGUCACUGAGAUGUGAGUUAACCUAGAUUAUUACCUAAGAUAAUCGACAAUCGUGAGCUACAUAUAUCGAAUGGACGGAGUUCCACUUCAAAAGUGGUCUUUCGGGCAUUUGGAUAGAAGUAAUUUGUGAUUCCAAGCGAUUCUCCGUCUUGAUUCCGUGUUGGCUAGUUGGCUAAAUAAAUAAUCAACUGUGUAAAUUUCCGACAUCCCGCAUAUAUCCUGAGUGUAUAUAGUAUUAUAUAUAUGGUAUGUGUAUAUUUGCUCCCCAAAAACUAUAAAGACUUGAGCUUCAUUCUAUCUUUGAUGUAAGCAUCCUAUGAUAAUAAGUGUAUAAGUUUUAUAUGUGUUUAGAUGGAUACAUAUUUUAGCCAUAAUGUAAGCGCAAUUAUUCAAUUGAGAACCUAAUAAACGUUUUUAAAUGUUUUAACUUAAUGUUAUCGAGACUAUAUACUUGAAUGUAUUUCAUGUGUAGUUAUACAUCUAAAGCAUAAAAGGAUAUUCGAUAUUUCAAUAAACAAUAAACUUGAUGUGACAAAUUAAA
This is a messenger RNA of Drosophila rhopaloa, 5317 nucleotides long. RefSeq names its product potassium voltage-gated channel subfamily H member 8 (gene Elk). NCBI's taxonomy places the organism in Eukaryota, Metazoa, Arthropoda, Insecta, Diptera, Drosophilidae. Gene Ontology annotation, molecular function: voltage-gated potassium channel activity. Gene Ontology annotation, cellular component: membrane. Gene Ontology annotation, biological process: regulation of membrane potential; potassium ion transmembrane transport. The record is from RefSeq and is a predicted model, not a curated record. The transcript is spliced from 17 exons. Bases 201 to 4052 code for a protein of 1283 amino acids.